Molecule: messenger RNA, 2214 nt
Organism: Amborella trichopoda
Lineage: Eukaryota; Viridiplantae; Streptophyta; Magnoliopsida; Amborellales; Amborellaceae
Product: receptor-like cytosolic serine/threonine-protein kinase RBK2
Biological process (GO): protein phosphorylation
Molecular function (GO): ATP binding; protein kinase activity
Source: RefSeq, a predicted model, not a curated record
UGGCAAAUAAUGGAUAUUAAUGUCACAUACAGCCACACAAACGCCAAUGGCACAGAGUAAAAAUAGGCAAAUUCUGUAAAAAGUGGCUCCUCUUUUUUUUCGAAAAUAAAGUAAAAGAAAAGUGAAAAAAUUGGGAUACUCCUUUCUCUCAUCUUUCCACUUAACUGUUUUCUGUGCCAAUGCAUAAAUAAAUUCAAAUAUUUCAGAGUUCUGUCCCUCUGGUUUCUGUUGUUUGUGUGACAUCCUUUUUAUUUAUAAUGAGUAAGUAGGGGGGAGAAACAAGAAUUAAAUACUAAUCUAAUUUGUUGCCUUUAGCAAGGAAUUGAGGAUCAUUGUGGAUUAAUUGUAGAUGAGGUUUCAAGAUUUGCAAGCCAUUUCCAGUGGGUCUGCAACUUGAGCCAGCUGUAAUAGAAUAGAUCAUGGCCAUUGAAGCUCCUGUGCUCUUUGCUCCAUCACCAACCAAAUUUCCACAUAUGGGGAUUAGGAAGGUGUCGAGCUGUACCAGUUUGGAAGCACCUGGAGAAUACCAGGUUCUUAUCUCGAAAAACAAUGGAAAUGGAAAGAUCUUCCCACUUGUAGAAGACCCAAAUGAAGAUAGAGUCCCUGAUAUUACUCAUGAGCAACAAAGACAAGUUGCACAGAGUUCCACAACCUGGAAUGCUGAUAUUCCAUUUAUAUUUGACAAUGGCGAUAGUGUUCUAAACAAUGAUGAUGUUUGUAACCACCAAAGUAGACAGAACUCACUACAAGCCGUUGAAAAUUGCGGGCAUUGCUUACAAUCAGACAUAAGCUCCUCACAAGCCUCUGCCUCUUAUUCUGAUUCUCAAACCAAUCCCAGCCCCAUUUCGCAGUGGCGAGCAUUCUUUCGACUUUGGAAACAGAGAUCCAUUAGACGAUUCUCCACUUUCCCUCAUAUAGGUGUCCCAAAAUUCCCAACAAGGAAACACCGGAGUAGAGACAUUUGCUUAAGAAGCCCAAAAUCAUCUUGUGAUGCCAAGUUGUGUUGUUCAAAGCCGUCGUGGAAGAAUUUCACCCUUUUGGAGCUACAAAAUGCAACAAAUAACUUCAAUGCAGAGAACCUCAUAGGGAAGGGAGGUCAUGCUGAAGUUUAUAAAGGAUGUUUGGAUGAUGGGCAACUUGUGGCAGUUAAGAGACUCACUUGGGGAACAAUGGAGGAGAGAACUGGGGAUUUCUUAUCAGAGAUUGGGAUUAUUGUGCAUAUUAAUCACCCAAAUGCUGCUCACCUUAUUGGUUUUGGAGUAGAAGGAGGACUCCAUCUUGUCUUGCAAUUAUCUCCCUGUGGAAGUUUGGAGUCCAUGCUUCACGGUUCCAAGGAAAAACCAAACUGGAGUAUUAGGUAUAAGGUUGCUUUGGGUGUGGCAAAGGGUCUUCAGUACCUUCAUGAUAGCUGCCCGAGACGCAUUAUUCACAGAGAUAUCAAGGCAUCAAAUAUCUUACUUACGGAGGAUUUUGAGGCCCAGAUUGCAGAUUUCGGACUGGCGAAGUGGUUGCCAAAUCAAUUGACACACCUCACAGUUUCCCAAUUUGAAGGCACAUUUGGUUACAUGGCACCUGAAUAUUUCAUGCAUGGAGUGGUGGAUGAAAAAACUGAUGUUUUUUCGUUUGGGGUGUUGCUAUUAGAGCUUAUCACUGGUCGUCGUGCGAUUGAUUCCUCUCAAAAAAGCCUUGUGAUGUGGGCAACGCCUUUGAUCGAAACAAGAAAUAUCAUGGCGCUUGUAGAUCCCUGUCUAGGGAAUGAUUACAAUAUGCAGCAGAUGAAACUUGUGGUUUCAACGGCCUCCAUGUGCAUACAAUACUCAAUUUUGCGGCCUUGCAUGAGCCAGGUGGUGCAUCUUCUUGUUGGAGAGGAAGGUAGCUCAAAGUCCGACAAGCAAGUACAAAAUCCAAUUUUUAGUAGAACGUUCUCUGCAGGCCAAUUUGAGGGAGAAGGUUAUAGUUUGAGAAGUUACACCAACAAUCUUAGGCAACACAAAGAACUUGUUUCACGUUCCUCAAAUUGCCUGAACUUUUCGCAGAAAUCAUUCAGUCUCGAGGAUUCUGAAAUUGCCUAAGGAUUUAACCAACAGAUUCUUAAACAUGGGGUUUUGUAUUGUAAAAUUGACUUUGUAAUUGUUUCCUAGUACACCUGGUGCAAGUUCAUAAGAGAAUAUAUUGAGGAAUAAUACAAAUUCAUUGUAUGCAUAAAUAUAAUGC